GCCUGCCUGCCUGCCCGCCCGGGGAGGAGGACAAGUAGAAGGAGGAGGGGGAGGUCGCGGCUGGGACUGGGUGAGCUCUCUCGCUCGCUCGCUGCCUACACCGCCCCUCGGAGCUCCCCCCCCCGCCUGUCAGCAUCUCUGCCUCCCCGUGUCGCCACCCCCCCCCAGGAAGAGACAGCAGAGGGGCAGGGACCCAGAAAUGGUGCUAGUCGCCCCGACGGCCCUCGCCGUUCCUCCGCCCCUCCCGGCUUCUUGCAGCGGCUCCGCACCUGCUGCCAGCGGCCGCCGCCCCGGGGAAAAGACUCCGAGCGCCUCCCGGAGCUAAGAACCGCCGCCUCUAGCCAGACCAACUAGAAUAAUUUUGAAAAUUAUCAACUUUCUGAUGUUCAUAGUGAAACAUGGCGGCUGAUGAUAAAGUCGCCAUUUUGACUGAUGAUGAAGAAGAGCAGAAGAGAAAGUAUGUGCUUGCAGAUCCUUUUAAUGGUAUUUCCAGGGAACCAGAGCAGCAACCUGCAAAUGAAACACCCUCCUCAACAGAGACUUCCACUAUUCCAGAAGAAGAAAUAGAUUGGAUUGAAAAGCAUUGUGUUAAAAUAAACAAUGAUCUACUUAUUUCAAAAGUCUUUUAUUUUUUCUUUUACUCUGCAUAUGGCUCUCUUUAUCCACUUUUACCAGUAUACUAUAAACAGCUGGGCAUGUCACCCAGUCAGAGUGGACUAUUAGUGGGCAUUAGAUAUUUCAUCGAAUUCUGCAGCGCCCCCUUUUGGGGUGUAGUUGCCGAUCGCUUUAGGAAGGGGAAAAUUGUCCUCCUUUUUUCACUCUUAUGUUGGGUUUUAUUCAAUCUUGGCAUAGGAUUUGUCAAACCAGCUACCUUGAGAUGUGUACCAAAGAUUCCGCCUACAGUACAUCCCACCAAUGGGAGCCAUCUUUUAACUACUGUUCCACCAAAUUCUUCAGUCAUCCCUCCCCUUACCAUUAUCCAUGCCACACCACCAAAAGUUCUGGAGAAAAGGAAUUCACGUGCCACUUUGAUGUUAGAAAGUGAGUUAACCCACCCUGGACUUGUAUCUUCUUCUGUAGCUGAUGACACAGCAAUCAUAUCUACUGUUCAGCCUUCAACAGCUCCAAGUACUAACAGUUCUGUGCUCAUAAGCACGACAACUCCAGUGGUCACCGGAAAUUUAACCAAAGUGACAACCAUCCCUUCUCUCACCACCAAAGCAUUCCCAUCUGACCAGCGUACUCUCGUUUAUGACCAGCAAGAGGUAGAAGCAAUAUUUCUGGUGAUUCUGUUGGUCGUCAUCAUAGGAGAGUUUUUCAGUGCGUCUUCUGUCACCAUCGUGGACACCGUGACACUACAGUAUCUGGGAAAACACAGGGAUCGAUAUGGAUUACAACGCAUGUGGGGCUCUCUGGGCUGGGGACUGGCCAUGCUCUCAGUCGGAAUAGGUAUUGAUUAUACUCACAUAGACGUUCUCAUUGAUGGCCAAGGGUGUAAGCCCCCUGAAUACAGGAACUACCAGAUAGUCUUCAUAGUUUUUGGGGUUCUGAUGACCAUGGCUUUGAUAGUGGCAACUCAAUUUCGCUUCCGCUACAGCCAUUUCAAAAGCAAUAACAACAAAGCAAAAGAGGUGGAAAUCCCUCAAGUGGAGAGAAACAAUUCCACUGAAUCCUCUGAAGACACUCCAACUAGCUCUAAUCAGUCACAAGCAUUCAAUUUUUGGGACCUGAUUAAGCUGCUUUGCAGUGUACAGUAUGGCUCAGUAUUAUUUGUAGCUUGGUUUAUGGGUUUUGGCUAUGGCUUCGUAUUCACCUUCCUCUACUGGCAUUUGGAAGACCUCAAUGGCACAACAACUCUGUUUGGUGUCUGUUCCGUCCUGAGUCAUGUUUCUGAACUGACCGCUUAUUUCUUCAGUCACAAGCUUAUUGAACUGAUUGGCCACAUCAGGGUUCUGUAUAUUGGCCUGGCCUGCAAUACAGCUCGUUAUAUUUACAUCUCCUAUUUGGAAAAUGCCUGGACUGUUCUCCCAAUGGAAGUCCUUCAAGGUGUGACCCAUGCAGCUAUUUGGGCUGCUUGCAUUUCCUAUCUAAGUGCAGCUGUACCUCCAGAAUUAAGAACUUCAGCCCAGGGGAUCCUCCAGGGACUUCAUCUGGGUUUGGGAAGAGGUUGUGGAGCUAUGAUUGGUGGAGUUUUAGUCAAUUACUUUGGUGCUGCUGCAACUUUCAGAGGGAUUGGGAUGGCCUGCCUAGUGAUCCUCUUGCUCUUUGCCCUCAUACAGUGGCUUGCAGUCCCCGAUGAGGAAGAAGAUAAGACAAUGUUGGCAGAAAGGAUUCCUGUCCCUUCCAGUCCUGUCCCCAUAGCAACCAUUGACUUGGUUCAGCAGCAGACAGAAGAUAUCAUGCCUCGUCUUGAACCCAGACUUCCUCCCAAGAAAACCAAACACCAGGAAGAACAGGAAGAUGUGAACAAGCCUGCAUGGGGGGUCAGCUCUUCUCCUUGGGUUACUUUUGUGUAUGCGCUUUAUCAAAUUAAAGAGAUGAUGCAACUGACCAGAAGUAGCCGGGCUUCUGAGAUUCAGCCCUUACAGGGGACCAGUGAGCAUCAGGAAACUUCACCACCCUGCACCUCAAGGCAUUCCCCAAGUGUGACUAACUCUGAGCUGUCAGGAGAUGGACCAACCCCUGAAGUGACAUCUGAAUCCCAGACCAAUGCUGCUUUCCCUGUUCCUGACCACUCUCCCAAGGAUAGUCCUACUCAUCCAGCUGCUCCCUCUAUUGUAGAUCACCUUCCUCAGGAGAGUCACCCUCAACCCACUCCUAGCACACACUAAGACAAAGCCCACUCAUUUUACACAUCACAUGGAAGAAACUCUGGGGUCCAGAACCCAGAACUCUAUUCAUCUUAAAGAUUAUAAUA
This is a messenger RNA of Gracilinanus agilis (Agile Gracile Mouse Opossum), 2917 nucleotides long. RefSeq names its product major facilitator superfamily domain containing 6 (gene MFSD6). The transcript is spliced from 7 exons. Gene Ontology annotation, biological process: antigen processing and presentation of exogenous peptide antigen via MHC class I. Bases 399 to 2831 code for a protein of 810 amino acids. NCBI's taxonomy places the organism in Eukaryota, Metazoa, Chordata, Mammalia, Didelphimorphia, Didelphidae. Gene Ontology annotation, cellular component: plasma membrane. The record is from RefSeq and is a predicted model, not a curated record.